Messenger RNA from Penaeus monodon (black tiger shrimp), 775 nucleotides. Its product is annotated as pro-resilin-like. The record is from RefSeq and is a predicted model, not a curated record. The transcript has 2 exons. Gene Ontology annotation, cellular component: extracellular matrix. NCBI's taxonomy places the organism in Eukaryota, Metazoa, Arthropoda, Malacostraca, Decapoda, Penaeidae. The coding region runs from base 1 to 336 and encodes 111 amino acids.
AUGGCAGUUAAUAGAGGCCAACAGAGACGCCCUUCCGAGGAACCCUACGAAUCCGGAGAAGCCAAGUACGACUUCCAAUGGACUGUCGAUCACGAAGACUCUGGCAUUAACUACGGACACCAGGAAGCCCGUGACGGUGAAGACACUCAGGGAUCCUACUACGUGCACCUCCCCGACGGCCGCCUGCAGACCGUCAGGUUCGUCGUAGAAGGUGACGACGGCUACGUGACCGAUGUCAACUACGAUGGCAAGGCUCGUUUCCCCGACUCCUACGAGUCUGCUUCCUUCGAGUCCCGCGAUUACAGUUACUUCUAUGAUACCAAUGAAUCAAAGUAAAAGACUCUUUCCUGAGCGCCCUAAGGGCCCCUUUAGACUUUUUGUAAACAUGUAAAACUAUUUAUAAAUGAACUUUUUUGUAAAAGAAAAAAAAGAAAGAAAGAAAGAAAGAAAGAAAAAAAAAACAUAUAUAUAUAUUGGAAUAACAUACAUACCCCUAUAAUAGUAAGCUCGUUUACUUAACAGCCAUAAUCACGGUAUGCAAAUUAAGCAAAGCAGAUGGUAAAACUAAACUACAGUGUUUUUGGUAAAAUGUCAAGAUCUUUCAACAUAUUCGGAAAUAAUAAUUUAAAAUUGAAUUUUAUUGUGUUUCGUACCAACUUCCAUUUUAAUAUAUAUAUCAUCAGUAGGUGUACGUAUACGGAAUUUACAUUCUCCUUAUCAAAAAGAAAAAAAAAAAGAAAAAAAAAAAAGUUGAUCUACAACACUAAAAUGCAGA